Nerophis ophidion (straightnose pipefish) is the source of this 843-nucleotide messenger RNA. RefSeq names its product polysaccharide biosynthesis domain containing 1 (gene pbdc1). The record is from RefSeq and is a predicted model, not a curated record. The coding region runs from base 96 to 623 and encodes 175 amino acids. Gene Ontology annotation, cellular component: cytoplasm. NCBI's taxonomy places the organism in Eukaryota, Metazoa, Chordata, Actinopteri, Syngnathiformes, Syngnathidae. The transcript has 4 exons.
UGUAACGUUUUGAGCGAGCACAACAAGCGGACUAAAGCCGGGGUGGAUUCUACCUGCUCCUUGUUCGCACGAUAGACGAUCUUUGGUCAACAAAGAUGGCGUCGAGCAAUGGCCUCGCUUCUCUGGGUGCUGACGGAGCUGUGGCCCCUGCGCAUGCGCUGUCUCUCUCUGCCGAUGCCUACGAGAAUGACGGCCAGCUGGAGUUGAUGUGGGCCAUGAAGGCCUACAACCACGCCGAGGUCUACUUCAACCUAAUUUCUUCGGUCGACCCGAAGUUCCUGAAGCUGACAAAGAUGGACGACGAGAUCUACGCGUCCUUCAAGGAAGCGUUUGGGUGGAAAUUCCGUAGAAAUUUGGGAGAAUGGUUGCCCCGGGAGAUUAUCGGGAGGGGCACUGAAAUUCAGGAGUCUCCUGGGAAAAUGGGGAGGGUUGGCAAGUAUGGGGAGACGUCACGUGGCACGGGAGUCCAAGUCCUGUUCUGCUUUCAGCUCAUUUCUUCGGUCGACCUGAAGUUAACAAAGAUAGAUGACGAUUCUACGCGUCUUUCAAGGAAACGUUUGGGUGGAAAUCUGGAGAAAUUCGGUAGAAUGGUUGCCCCGGGAGAUUAUCGGGAUGGACACUGAUAUUCAGGAGUCUCCCGGGAAAAUGGGGAGGGUUGGCAAGCAUGGGGAGACGCCACGUGGCACAGGAGUUCAAGUCCUGUUCUGCUUUCAGCUCAUUUCUUCGGUCGACCCGAAGUUCCUGAAGCUGACAAAGAUAGACGAGAUCUACGCGUCCUUCAAGGAAGCGUUUGGGUGGAAAUUCGGUAGAAAUUUGGGAGAAUGGUUGCCGGGAGAUUACCGG